GCUCUGGUUGGGCUCGGCGGGAUGGGCAAGACGCAGGUAGCGCUCGAGUUCUCGUUCUGGGUACGGAAGCACCGGCCAGACUGCUCCGUCUUCUGGAUCUCUGCACUAAGUGAGGAGACCUUUGACCAGUCAUGCGCAGAGAUCGGUCGAAAACUCGACCUCACACCAGCGAAUGUGGGUGGGGAGCAGCGUGACGUGAAGCAGCAGCUCAAGGAUUACUUGUCACAGAGCGACCUGGCCGGCAGGUAGUUGGUCGUGCUAGACAAUGCCGACGAUAUUGGUCUUGUCAAGAGCCUACGGAAGUAUCUACCGUCUAGCGAUAACGGUGUCACACUGAUCACGACGCGUAGGGAGGAGGUUGGCACCAUGGUCGACACGAGCACGGUGCUUGUAAAGUUGUGCACAAGAUUGUUAUUAGCUCUCGAAGCACUGCCACUGACCAUUACCCAGGCGGCAGCCUACCUGAAUGGAACCCGCACAUCGAUUCACGAUUACCUUAGCUACCUACAGGGCCGGGAAGAGGAGGCGAUCCGGCUCCUAAGCUAUGAAAGCAACUUGGCAGACCACUACCCACCCGAGAAGCAGCACCAUGCCGUCAUGAAGACCUGGCUGGUGUCUCUGGAUGAGAUGAGGGGGCAUCGGGACGAGGCUACGGAUGGGAGGGCUAUUGUUGAGCUGUUGAUGUUCCUGUCACAGAUUGAGCCCAAGGCGAUUCCCAAGUCGAUGCUGCCGGUGGUCGGGGGGUCCGGAAUGGUGCUCGACCAGACGAUCGGCACGCUGCUCGGGUACACGUUCCUUACGAAGCGGGACGGCGAGGUGUACGACAUGCACAGCCUGGUGCACCUGGCGAUCCGGAGCUGGGUGGCGCGCGAGGGUCACACUGACGAGGCGGCCCGGCAGGCACUGAGCCUUCUGAAGAGACAGAUGGAUUUCAAGGAGCCAAGUCCCUGGGCACGUAAACAAUGGACGGCGAACAUGCCACAUGCGCUACGCGCGUUGACAGACAGUAGAGGCCAGCGAGCGGAAGCCUGGUUCGGGCUUGCGUAUGAGGUGUCGUGCUGCCUGAGCUGGGACGGGCGAUGGGACGACUCGCUAAGGUGGGCACAGGCCAGUCACGAGGGCAUCUCUGGACUGUAUCCCAAGGGCAGUCAGGGAUGGCUCCGCACCCAAUUCGCGCUUGGGCGUGCUUACCUACAAAGCGGGCAGCCACAAACAGCCGUCGAACACUGCGAGCGGGCACUCCUGGCCAUGCAGGCAGAGCACACAGACCGAGUGCACACCGAGCACGUCCUCGCAUGCGCCUACCUCAACACUGGCCAGCCACAGCGAGCACUGGCAUUGCUCCAGCAUGUGGUUGCCGUGUACGAGGUAACACUGUCACCUCAACAUCCAAACUUCCUGACUGCGCAACAUAAUCUUGCCAGGGCCUACCUGGAUCUCGGUGACCCGACAAAUGCACUCCCUCUCCUCGAGUACGUCGUGGAGCAGGAGUCCCAAACCCUGCCACCCAAUCAUUCUUACUUGAUGAGUUCACAAUACCUGCUCGCCAAAACAUACAUAGCAUGUGCAAUGUUGCAAGAGGCAGUCACCAUACUUGAACAACUCAUCCAGACCGACGAUGGUGCAACACCAUCAGCUACAAAUCAUCGCCUUAGCCGGGACAUUCUGCGAUUCCUGCAGGAUGUCUACGAGGCACUCGGCGACCAGGACAACCACUCACGUCUCCGCGCCCGAAAUAAAGAGUUUGAUUCCAUGUCUGGCAGUGCGGAGCCAUCACAGCUGGAACAGUCAGCAGCGGAUCAAUCGGUGCCAGAAUACAACAGCGACUCGGAAUCGUCACAAGACAGCUCUCGGCUACCGCAUAAAGAGGUCAGGGACAUCAGUGCUUCCACACGCAAGCGGAGACGAGGCAAGCACAAGACUAUACCACCAAGCACAACUCCUGCUCAAUCUGCAUCAACAGGUGGUGCUCACCCGCCUAGCACUCGUGGGCAGGCCAAACGAAAGCAUUAUCCGGGGGCCGCACAGUCCUCAAAACACCAUAGUUCUGGCCGCAAAACUCGUCAUCCAGCGCCAUAACACCAUCGUCGGAACUCGUAUUUCGCCAGAGGUAUAUAGUUCUUUCGAGUAUCCCAUUAUCAACAAAGCCUCAAGCGAGAGGUGGUCAUUCAGAAACGAAUAUCUCAUAAGCGCCAUGGCAAAAUACAACACCCAUCCAUAGGCCUUGGUAUCACUUCAGAUUUUCCAUUUCACAUAGAGCACCUCAUUGUAGAUAUCAUUCUUUAUGAAAGCUAUUAAAUUAAGUAUGGACCACGUUAGAGUUAUACAUAGCGCU
Messenger RNA from Microdochium trichocladiopsis, 2335 nucleotides. RefSeq lists its product as uncharacterized. The coding region runs from base 367 to 2079 and encodes 570 amino acids. The transcript has 3 exons. Gene Ontology annotation, molecular function: protein binding. The record is from RefSeq and is a predicted model, not a curated record. NCBI's taxonomy places the organism in Eukaryota, Fungi, Ascomycota, Sordariomycetes, Xylariales, Microdochiaceae.